This is a messenger RNA of Aspergillus uvarum CBS 121591, 1043 nucleotides long. RefSeq lists its product as uncharacterized. The coding region runs from base 272 to 940 and encodes 222 amino acids. The transcript is spliced from 2 exons. NCBI's taxonomy places the organism in Eukaryota, Fungi, Ascomycota, Eurotiomycetes, Eurotiales, Aspergillaceae. The record is from RefSeq and is a predicted model, not a curated record.
CCCUUGUUCAAAAUCCUAGGAAAGUAGAUACUCCAUCUUUGGUAUACAUACUGGUAUACUUCUCACUCGCUCACUGCACUCGUAUACCUACAAUAUACUGUACUACAUCAUACCUCAUACCCAACUACACUCCACGAACGCAUAACAACCUCCUCCCUCGAUACCUACCUUAACUCAUUGAGAACCACCAACCCACCUGCCAACGUAUACAAGAACACCAACAACAACACACUACCGCAGCUCGAUACCCACCCAAACAUCAGCAUCUAGCAUGGCCCCAACCCCAGCUCCCCAGUCCCAACCCCAAUCCCAAUUCCCUUCAAAACCCAACAACAACAACAACAACAACAACAACCACCAAUAUACCUCCCAGCGAACCCAACCAGCCCCAACCAGAAUCCGGAAACCCACCCGCCGCGCCCGAAACCACCAACAAGCCUCAACGGCGAGAUGCUGGGACUGGCUCCUCCUCCCGGCCAGCAGCAACACGCACUUCGCCAAGAACCGGGCCUCGUUCGCGACGUACCGCCGGGCGCCGUGCCAGAUCGCCAACCAGCGGGUGCUGGGCGUGGGGACGGUGCAGCUGCGGGUGCGGCGGGCGCCCGACGACGCGCGCACGACGACGCUCGUGCUGCGCGACGUGCUGCACAUGCCGCAUGCGCGGUGGAAUGGGAUUAGUCAUUUGCAGGUGCGGCGCGCGAGUACCACCAGUACGAUUAGCAGCUGUGGUGGUGGGGAUGAGGAUCGAGGGGAAGGGUUGUGGUUUGCCGAAGGGAGACCGGAGAGGGGGUGUUCGAGGGUCGUGUUGGCCGGGGAGCAUCAUCAUCCGAUGCCUGAUGUUGGGGAGUUGGCGGAUGAGAAAAUGCUGAAAGGUCUCGUGGUCUCCAAGGAGGAGCUGGAGCUUUUGAAGGAGAGGGUCAGAAAUCGGUCUUGGGUCUGAACAAGUGGAAAAAGAUUCAAUAAUUCCAUUCGUGUUCUCAUGGGGUAUGAUAUUGUUUGGGCAUCUGCCCUGUUUGUAUUGUACAGAAGCUUGGAUUAUAAUU